CUGAGAGGGAGAGGGAGCUAGUUCAUUAAUUCAGAUAUGUCUUUUUCUCCUUAGUGAUGGGUCCAGCUGAAUGUUCUUCUCGGUGUCUUGCUACAGGCCAAGACCACAAUGGGUUUUGCAGUUCUUUCAGUGGUUUGGCUGCUGAUUAUAUCCUUAGUUUUUAGAGUCUCAGAUGCCAUUAGAACUCUAAAAGAAGGUCCAAUGAUUGAUGCUGAAGGAAGGGAAUAUAAAUCUGUUAGCCUGGAUGACUUCAGCAGACCAAACCCUGAUAGCAAAACUACUGUCCGAGUGGAGUGCACUGAGGUUUCCAUGAUCAUUUUCAUCCAGGCUGGCUUCUACAACAAUGGACGUCAAGUGUCCCCACAAGAGCUAUUUUUGGGAGAUGCCAAGUACUGGAAGGACAAACAGUGCCAGGCUGUUAAUGCUGGUGAUGGAGAAUAUGUUAUAGAAGCUGACCUACAGGACUGUGGCUCUAAAUUAAUGGUUACUGGCAUCAAUUUGAUCUACUCAAACAACUUGAUGGUUUCUCCAGCCGUUGGCUCCCUUGGCGUCACAAGGGCUACUGAGGCUGUUGUUCCAGUUUCUUGCCAUUACAAAAGAUGAUUGGUCAGGUGAGAAGUAUUCCAACACAGUUUACCUUGUUGGAAUACCUUGUUGUGACCCCCGGCACCUUGAGGUCUCGUAUACUGGUCUGGAGCAAAGGAAACUUUUCAUCAACUUCUGUGUUGUCACUCUGACGGCUGACUUUACAUCAGUACCCAGAUAUUGCUUCAUUGAAAACCAUGGGUAAUAAAGUUCAUAAAGCUGGA
This is a messenger RNA of Xiphophorus couchianus (Monterrey platyfish), 809 nucleotides long. RefSeq names its product zona pellucida sperm-binding protein 3-like. The record is from RefSeq and is a predicted model, not a curated record. The coding region runs from base 109 to 603 and encodes 164 amino acids. Lineage: Eukaryota; Metazoa; Chordata; Actinopteri; Cyprinodontiformes; Poeciliidae. The transcript is spliced from 3 exons. Gene Ontology annotation, cellular component: extracellular matrix. Gene Ontology annotation, molecular function: acrosin binding. Gene Ontology annotation, biological process: egg coat formation; binding of sperm to zona pellucida; positive regulation of acrosome reaction.